Messenger RNA from Paramormyrops kingsleyae, 1907 nucleotides. Its product is annotated as alpha-1,3-galactosyltransferase 2-like. The record is from RefSeq and is a predicted model, not a curated record. Gene Ontology annotation, cellular component: Golgi apparatus; membrane; vesicle. Gene Ontology annotation, molecular function: hexosyltransferase activity. Gene Ontology annotation, biological process: carbohydrate metabolic process. Lineage: Eukaryota; Metazoa; Chordata; Actinopteri; Osteoglossiformes; Mormyridae.
GCUUUUGUCUGCCGUGCUGAUAUUGCCAUGUUGGCUUGCAGGCGAAAUAAUGUUUUGCUUAGGCACCACUUUAUUCCGGUUCAUUUACCGUCGCAGUCGAAUUUAAACAGACCUUGGGGAGUGGGAGGUGCUUUGUGCUUUAUGGUCUCUGGAGGAAGAAAAUCACCCAGCAGUUUUCGUACGGCAUGGUAACUCACUACAUGGUCGCAGGACACAAGAGUACUCACAAUGAGACCCUUGCACAGAACAAAAGGCUUUGUUAUACUGAUAUUUUGUACUGUCCUCGGACUACUCAUGACCACCUAUGGCCCGAACUCAAUCAGGUUCUUGGAAGGAUUGAUCCCUAUGGAUGUGUGUCCAUUACCUUAUGGCAGGAAACUCUGGGAUGGAACAGACGGCUUUCUGGAUCUCUGGGCCAGAACGGAUGUCCAGACGUGCACGUACUGGGGUGCCCCGAUAAUUUGGGAAGGGAUGUUUGACCCCAGCGUGUUUGACCAGCUGCACAAGGAGAAGAGCACCAGAGUGGCACUGACCGUGUUCGCAGUGGGAAGGUAUCUGGAUGCCUACCUUUUGCCUUUCCUGAUGUCUGCAGAGCAAUACUUCAUGGUGGGUCUACCUGUGACGUAUUACGUGUUUACAGACUAUCCAGAGAAGAUUCCUAGUCUCAAGCUGGGCCAAGGGAGGACUCUUGAGGUCAUUCAGGUCGCCAGGGAGAAUCGCUGGCAGGAUGUGUCCAUGAUGCGCAUGAAGACCAUCACUGAUGCUAUUGACGGUCACAUCCACCACCAAUGCGAAUAUGUCUUCUGCUUUGACGUGGACCAGAUUUUUACUGGCCGGUUUGGCUCAGAAGCUCUUGGAGAUUCAGUGGCUCUACUUCACUCAUUCUACUACCACAGACCCAAGAUGUUCUACACCUAUGACCACAACCCCAAAUCGGAGGCCUACAUGGAUAAAGGGGAUUUCUAUUACCAUGCUGCCGUCUUCGGCGGCCGGUGGCAGAAAGUGAGAAACUUGACUGAGGCAUGUUACCAGGGCAUCAUGAAGGACAAGGAGAACGAGGUGGAAGCCUUGUGGCACGACGAGAGCCACCUGAACAAGUAUUUGUUUCUCCACAAACCAACCAAGGUGCUCUCCCCCGAGUACUGUUGGUCAAUGUUCAUCGGCCACCGCAACGACAUACGUGUCCACCGCCUGCUUUGGGCCCAAAAACAAUACAACGCACUCAGGAACUGAGCAGUGUGGCACCUGGAAGACUGGUGCAGAUACCACAUGACUCAAAGUCACUCAAGUUCAGAAUGUGUAAAUUCUUUGUUGUCUCUGCGAUAAUAAUGUCCGUUUCCGCAUGUUCUGAACAUACACUGAAUAUCAGGUCUCAAAUUAUGCACUCCGUGCCACUUCAUACCAAAGAUGUUCCAUGUUCCAGUGUGGAUUAUGUUAGUCUUUAUUCAUGCAUAACCUAGAUGAAGGUGGGGAGAACCUGAGUCAUUUGCCCUUAGGGUUUAGCUCUCUGUGAAGGUCACAAAGAAAGCAGAACCAUUCGUCGUGAACCAGAGGCCUUGGUGCCGAAAAGCUGAUUUCAAAUUCAAGUAAAAUUAAAAUUGCACUAUAGUCCAUCCAGAAACAGUACGACAAGGGUUUACUGUAAAUUCAUACAUUUGUGGUUGACGCAGGGUCUCUCACACAGCUCUGCUUGCUGCUUUGGACGGGAGACGGAAUGUUUGCUUUGGAAUUUACUUUAUUCCUAAACUGCUUUUAUGUAGGUCUUUGCUGUCAUGUACACAUGAAAGUGUGAUGGUAGCUGCAUGUUCAACAUUCAUGUUGUACAAACGUUAAACAUUGAGUGCCUUGAAUAUUUCACAUUCAUAGCUGUCCACAGUCCAAAUGUAUGUGUUUGUUUUGUGUUUUUA